AUGCUUGUUGAUGAACCAGAUGAAGAUGAACCUAAAGCUGAAGCUGAAACUGAAGCACAAGGUAAUGUUGAAGGAGAUCAAGUUAGUUUGACUCCUGAGUCUGCAAAGUUGUUAAAAGCUAUCAAUAAAGAUCUAGCAGCCGGUGAUGAAGGUGAUGAUAGUGAUAAAAGCUCUUCAAGUUCGUCUGAUGAAGAGAUUGAUGAAAUAGAACGUGCGAAAAGAAUUCAAGCUGAAAUUGAGAAAGAAAAGCAGCUUAAAAGAAAUAGGAGAGAGGAGAAGGAUGAUGAUGUGUACAUUCCGUCUCCUGAACAUGUGAUAGAAUCUCAAACACCUCCAUCAUCUAGUGGGAGGAAGAAACAAUCAGCAAGAAAGAAAGUUGCUACUCCAAGAGCAAAGGGUUUGAAAAUUUUGUUAAAGAAGAAACCAGUUCAAAAACCAAGUAUUACUGUUGAAGAAAUUGGAGAUUUUAACUUUGCGAAUAAUGCACAAGUGAAAAAGUUAGAAAAGAAAGUUGAAGAGGUUUUGGUUGAGAAUAUGAGGUUGGCAGAUCGUGAAAAGAUACUUGAGAUGCAUGUCAAGAAGGUUGAAUCUGAGAAUAAGUCAAUGCUAAAGAAAGUCGAAGCUGAUCAGACCGAGAUAGAUAUAAUGAAAGUGAAAAUUGCUGAGUUAGAAGAAGAGAAAGCACGCAAAGAUGAACAGAAUAAAUACUUUGAGUUGAAAAACAAAGAAUUGGAAGCUGCCAAAGCUAUGAAAGAACAUGAGAUUUAUAUGAUGAAUAAAGUGCUAGAAAAUAUGCUUGGAAAGUCUGUAGAGCAUAGGUUUGAAGAGAUAGAAGUAGAAGAGGUUAGAGCGAAACGUCAAGCUGAAAUUGAUGCUGAAAUGAAGUUUAAAGGCAAAGGUGCUGAAGGUUCUGAGGUUACAGAAAGAUCAAUUGUUCCAUCCACUGUACUUGAAUCUCCUAUUCAGAAUCCUCGUCCUAUAUCUGUUGUGUCAGCUAUCUUUGAGGAAGAUGUGUUACUAGAAGAUGUUAUUAAUGAUGAAGUAGAUGAUGAAGAGGAUGAUGACGAAGAGGAUGAUGAUGAAGAUAAAGUUGAUGAUGCAGAUGAUGUAUUUUCUGCGAGUAGUCAUAGUGACGAUGGUAAUGAUGAUGACGAUGAUCAAGGCGGUGUUGGUAUUAAAGUCACUGAAGCGUCAAAUGAAUAG
Molecule: messenger RNA, 1203 nt
Organism: Helianthus annuus (common sunflower)
Lineage: Eukaryota; Viridiplantae; Streptophyta; Magnoliopsida; Asterales; Asteraceae
Product: DNA ligase 1-like
Exons: 2
Coding region: 1-1203 (400 amino acids)
Source: RefSeq, a predicted model, not a curated record